AUGCUCACUCAGGUGCACAGUUGUACAUCCAGCUCAGACCCCCUUCAGAGACUCUGUCAUGGUGGUCCCACUCAGAAGGUGGCAGUGCCCAUACGAAGGCCUCUAGUCUCCACCCUGAGGAAAACCAAGGAGAGGAGUACUUUCUGGGGCAUUGAAGUAGUUGAGGCUGUCUGCUGGCAUCGAUGGUGUCUGGGAAAAGAAUUCAUCAAACAUUUAACUUUGAAAAACAUUUGUCUGAAAACCCAGAAGCUGAGGUUCAGACCACCUGCUACACGUUUCUUCACUACUAUUUUUCCACAGUCAAUUAUUCUGAGCCCUGGGAUGUCCUUAACUCUGCCUAUCAUCUUCCGACCUUUGGAAAAGAAGGAGUAUGAAGAUAGCAUCCUCUUUGAAAAACCAGAGGGAAAAUUCUCUGUUGUGUUGUGUGCUAAGCUGCCACGCUUCAGUCUGCUUUUCCCAGACAGCCUUCACCUCCCUUACUGUGCUGUCUAUGACUGCACCUGGGCUUCGUUUAUCCUGCACAACGAUGGGGAUGUACAUACGUGCUUUAGCUGGGAAGCGCCAACUCCUUUCAACUUUAUUCCUUCCCGUGGCAUGUUGGAUCCAGGACAAGAGUGCAAAAUAAAGGUGACCUUUCAACCUCAUGCAGCUCUGGUGCAUGACGUGUCAGCAACGUGCAGCUUUGGAGAAACUCAGGAGCAGAAGUCCAUGAGACUGACAGCUGUUGCCAAAUAUCCCCAUCUGGUGGUGAAUGUGCCAGGAGACUCAUGUGAAGAUGCUGGGCGUAGACACUUCCGGGAUGUGCUCUGCUUUGGCCCUGCUGCUGUUGGUAGCACUGCAGAAAGAUAUGUGGAGAUCUGCAAUAUGUCUGUGGUAAAUGCACCAUUCCGGAUUGAAAGAUCAAAGGAAUUAAUGCUUCGUGAUUGUGACUUCUGCUGUGACGUCACCCAAGCCACUGUUUCAGCUGGUGGGAAGUUUCUCAUCCCCUUGCAUUUCAGCCCACAGAUUGUGGGUAUGAAUAGUGUGGACUAUUUCACUAUUGCACCUGCUGGGAAUGUGACACAGUCUGUGCUGAAGCUGACAGGCUCAUGCAAAGGUCCUGGUGUUUCUCUUCAGCACCCCUUUGUCUACUUCAGCUGUAUUAACCUUGGGGAGAGCUUAACUCAGCCCUUAGACAUCACAAAUAUUUCGGAUGUCCCAGCCUAUUAUCAAUUUGACAUUGACUGCAGACAGAGUAUCUUUUCUUUUGACCACCCAUGUGGAAUCUUGGCUGGGAUGUCCACUGUUACACUGAAGGUGACCUUCCAGCCCAUGAAUCCCAUGAUUUAUUACCGAAGAGUGGUUUGCCUUGUACAUCACCAGGACCCAUUGUUCCUAGAUAUGUUUGGGACAUGCCACUCAGACACAAUGAAACCAGAAAUUCUGAAACUGAAGGACCUUACCCGAUAUAGGACGCACAUGGCCCGAGGACUAACAUUUUACCCACCAGAUGUCCUGGGUACCAUGCUCAAGGAAGACAAACUGCUGCUGGAUGAAAAUGGAGCUCUCACACUCCCACCAGAGAUGCUGGAGGACAAGCCACCUGAGGAAUAUCCUUCUCUUGAGCCCAUGGUUGAAUACUUCCAUGAUGGUGUCAACAGUGACCUCACUGUGUUCCCUCCUCAUGUCAAUCUGAGCAACAAUGAGUUUGAUUUUGGCUGCUGCGCAAAGCUUCAAAAUAUACAGCCACUUCCUCUCUGCCUGACCAAUUGCACAAAAGGAAAGAUCACUGUCAAAUGGACCAACAAGCCAGAGAGUCCCUUCCAGGUGGCCCCAGAGAGCUGUGACAUCCCGCCUCUGAAAUCUAUGGCUUUCUGUGUCAUUUUCCAGCCUCCUCAGCUCAACUCUUUGUAUGCAGCAGAACUAGAAGGAUUUGCCUUCUACAAGGUGUUGCGGCACUACAGCAACAUUGAAGAGCCCACCACCAUGUGCCCAUCCUGGAGCUUCACCAUCCGCUUGUGUGGACACACUUUUGAACCCGGGCGACAGCACUUCACCCCACAGUAUACUUUGGACUGCUACAAGGUCUUUCCUCCAGUCUGCCAGAACACCAACACAUAUAGCAGCAUGCUCCUGUGCAACACAGGCACCACCGCCAUAGUCUUCAACAUGAGCCUGGAGAAGUGCCCUUCUGUUCUGGUCAAGCCUCAGUCUGGGUUCAUUGCACCUGGAGCCCACCAGAUCUUUUUCCUCUCAACCUGUCCACAGGAAACAUCUGUCCUGCAGCAUAGCUUGUCCUUGCACCUCAACUUUUCUCCAUCAUUCACAAAGGAAAUCAUUCUCCAGAGCAGUGCUGAGCCCCUUGUGCUACUCUUAGAAGGUGAUGGCAGCCUCUAUUUCAAGCCCACGUGUGUGGGUCUCUCUUCCUCACACACCUUCACUAUAAAAAAUUCCACCCGGUUACCCAUGUUCUUCAGGUGGAAGAUCCAGCAAUCUGACAAAAAGUUCUUAUCUGUCCAGCCUGCUGAAGGGACUAUUCUGCCCAACGAAGCUUUGGCUCAGACGUGGACCUUCACCCCUCGUGAGGAGACAAAAUACCUUCUGCGAGCCUGGGUGACUGCGUGGAGAGAUCAAGAGACACUGGGCGACAAGUCCCCAGAGAGCGUUCGUUAUCCACUGAGGGUUAUUGGGGAGGGAGCUCUGGCCACCAUAACGGCACUAGAGGAGCAGGUGGAUGUUGGCAGUAUCUUGGUUGGCCGAACACAGUCGUGUGAACUUGUGUUAUUAAACAAUGGGGCCUGUUCCCUAAAAUACAUACUCAGCGUGGAGCAGACAAUUACUGGACCAUGUGACCCUGAAGAAUUUGCCAAUGACCCACUAGCAAUAACACUUGACCACUACAGAGGAACGAUUCCUGCUCGGGGAAAGAUCUUGUUGCAAGCAGUUCUUAGCCUGGUCCAUCGAUUGCACUACACCUGGACUGUCUUUUAUGCCCUCUCCACUGUGAAAGCCAUGGAGCCUCUUGUGGAAAAGCAACCAGUCUGUCGUGUGACAGCAACAGGCAUCUAUCCAUCCAUCUGCGUCACCGAUGUCUGUGGGACAGGCAGUGCCCGUGGCAUCAACAAGCUACAUCUUUGGCGGCUUUUUUCUCUGGAGACUCUGAAUAGGUAUCUGGAGCGAGAUCCAACUUCUCAGGAGCUCACCUUCAGAGUGCCUACCAGACACAGCACACAACGAAUCCCCACGGUUUACACUCCUGUCAUGCUGGAUUUCAACUUUGGUGCUGCUCCUGUCGGAAGUGAGCCCUCUACAGUGGUGCUGAUGCUGCAAAAUAGUGGGGCGAUGCCUGUGAACUGGGCCUUUCUGUUUCCUUCUGACCAGAAGAUAGACGUGGAAUACUGGGCAGAAAGUGCCGAGUUUGACCCCAACGAGCUGCAGCAGAUGCGGAUCCAGGAUAACCAACUUUUUAGCAUUUGCCCCAAGGCAGGAAAUCUUCUUCCAGGGCAAGUGCAAACGAUACGUCUGUCCCACAGACAUGAUUUCAUUGGCACUGACCGACUCCCAGUGUUGCUGAAGGUCUCCCACGGUCGAGAAAUUCUGCUGAAUUUUAUUGGUGUGACAUUGGAACUGGAGUACCACUACAUUCACUACACUUCAACUAAGCAUGUGUUCACACCCAUUGCUAUUGGCACUUGUGACCCUCCUAAACAGAUCUAUGAACUGUACAAUGGAGGUGCUACAAAAGUAGUUUAUGAAAUCCAGGUGGACGCUCUGAUGAAGGUUCAAGAAGAAAAUCACCAGCAUGCAGUGUUUCUCUGUUUGCAGCCAAAAGGAGAGAUUGGCCCAGGCUUGACUGCCCAUACUGAGUGGAUCUUCUCCCCACUGGAAGCCAAAAUGUACUCCGUGGAUGUGCCCAUCCACAUCCUUGAGGGAGACUCUGCUCUGAUCACCUUCCAAGGAGUAGGCUAUGAUCCACAUGUUAUGAGAGAGGCAGCACAGUUUGAUAAAGUGGUGUCUCCUGUCACAGCACCAGGAUCUGCAAAAUUAACAGUACCUGGCUUGGCAGUAUAUUUAUCUCAGCCCCAGAUUUGUUUUGGCAACAUCCCAGUAUACAGCAAAUGCAGCCGCCUCUUCUUUCUGAACAACACUUCUGAGAAGGAGGCAAUAGUUUUCACUUGGUACAUUGGGACUUCAAAUGCCACAGUGGUGUUGAACAUUGUUCCAGAGACUGGAAUUGUUCUAGCUGGGGAGAGCACCUGUUGUGUUCUCACACUACACGCGAGUGAAACCCCUUGCUUCUACGAUGUUGAUCUGGUCUGUGAGAUUUUCACACAGCGACCACUGGAUCAAUAUGAAAAAGAACUGAAAGAAUGGGAAACUGAGAAGGCUCGGCAGGCUGUGGAGUUCACAAUCACAGAAAAGGAUCUGAACAUGAAGAAGAAUGGAGAAGAACAUGCAAAGGUGCGGUACCAGCCGCCCGGGUCUGGGCCCGGGUCCGAACCCCUGGGAGACGAGUGGCACCGCUCGUUCCGCCUUGCGGAAGAGCCAGGGCAGGAUCUCCAGCUGGUCCUGAAGCUCCCAUUUCUGUCGGGUCAGGUUGUGGUUCUGCUCCUGCAGAAGACGGCGUUCCUCUUCUCGGGGACUCUUCCCCCCAUUAAAAACAACAGCGUACCUAACCCCCCUGCCAGCCGUAGCCAGAGGAGACAAAUGAGGCACAAAGAGGCCAGAAAGUUGUGGGCCAAGCCAGAGCCCCCCCUGCCCUUCCUCAUGCACUUGGGGGUCACAGCCAGGUCUCACUCAGUUGAUGAUUUCCUGGACAACUUCUCUGGUGAAUUGCCCCAGCAUUUCCUCUACCGACAACUUAAAACAACAGCAGCACGAAAUAAUGCUUCAGAUAAAACACUUCUCAGCAAUAGCAGGAACAAGCAACGAACUGCAUUGGCUCCAAGUUGGCAGGAACUAACAAACUGUUCAAAACAGGAGGCACAGCUAGUGACAGAUGUGCUGUCUACGGUGAUCAAGGGCUUGCUGGAGGAGACCCAGUUUCAUGAGGCAGUGAUGAGAAGUAUUGCAGAGCCCACACCUUACUUCUGCCAGUUCUGGAGUGAGGAGUCUGCAAAGCUGCAGGACAAGAAACAGAGUUCUGGUACCUCCCCUACCACUCCUUCCCCAGAGGUCAGGAGAGGAGAGGAAGACACUCAGAGAGAGGAGGUAUCUCCUUCAGGGACUUCAGAUGCUGUAGAGAGCCUGAGUGUCAUCAUUCGCAAGGAACACUUCCGGGAGGAGAGAGAAACCAUUCUCAGGAUGCCGGCAUAUGCAAAUCUGACAGAAAUGGUACUCGACAAUACCAUCCAGAACAUUCUGGUGGAGGCCAGUCGUGGCGAGGUGGUGCUGACUGCAAGACCCAGAAUCAUCGCACUCCCUCCUCUUCUCUGCCAAACAUUUCAGCACAAACUCCUGGUCCUUACCUUCAACAACCCCCUGGCCAAGUCAUCAUCCUUACCUUUCCUCUCUCAUUGUUCCUGCAGCUCCUUCACCCUCCUCCUUCUCAAGGACCUCCGUCAGACCGUCAUUAAUAUUGAUGUUGGCCUGGAAGAAGCGACCCCAGAGCAGUGCCCGCCCGGGCUUACCAAUUUCCCUGGGAUGCCGACGUGGACCUCCUUACCCACGCAAGCCGAGCAGCGACGGAGCCAGCGAACGGGCAGCGUCGGAACCUUGGGGCGGGUUGUACUGAGGACCACUAACCGAUUGAUAAAGGAAUGGAGUGAGGCCACCAAGGUUCAGCACUUUCGCGAAGGACUGCAUUGGGAAGUGCUGGACGGCUGCCUGACCCUGGGAGACCCAGAGUCGGUAGAGGAAUGGAUUAAACUGGCGGCCUUGGUGGAGACUCUUCUCGGUAGCAACUGGCUGGCGGGACACAACCCUAGUAUCGACUGGGAUCAGCAGCGGAUAGUGUUUGGGGCCCCCCAAUGUGAGAGGCACGGCCGGGACAACAUACCCAGAGGCGAAGGGGGGGAUGCCGCUGCGAUUGAGGCACUCACGCUGCCCCCAGAAUAUAGUGACUUUGUGGAUUUGUUUGAGGGGACGGACUGUGACUUAUUACCCCCUCACCACAAGACGGUCUGUGCCAUAGAACUUACUAAAGACAUUAAGCCAUCCAAAGCCCGGGUCUAUCCCAUGGGCCCCCAAGAGAAGGCGGUACUGCGGGAAUUCCUGGACAAGAACUUGGAGCGGGGGUUCAUAUAG
Euleptes europaea (tarantolino) is the source of this 6225-nucleotide messenger RNA. It is a transcript of the gene CFAP65, whose product is annotated as cilia and flagella associated protein 65. Lineage: Eukaryota; Metazoa; Chordata; Lepidosauria; Squamata; Sphaerodactylidae. The transcript has 36 exons. The coding region runs from base 1 to 6225 and encodes 2074 amino acids. The record is from RefSeq and is a predicted model, not a curated record.